UUUUCUGACUUUACUUCAAAUAUAAUUAAAAUGCAAGGUGAUAUUUUUAAAGAAGGUACGAAAGCUAAUUAUAAUAGUAUAAGAAUUGUGGAUAAUUCUACUAUAGAUGAUUCUUCUACAAAAUAUAAUGAUAAUGAUGAUGAUUCUAUUAUAGAAGAUUCUGAUACAGAAACUGACUCAGUAGAUUCUGAUAACUUUUAUGAAGCUAAUUUUGAAGAUAUAAUGAUUAAGAUGAUUGAGAAUCAAAUUUUACAUUAG
Messenger RNA from Funneliformis geosporum, 258 nucleotides. The record is from the annotation of a GenBank genome assembly. NCBI's taxonomy places the organism in Eukaryota, Fungi, Glomeromycota, Glomeromycetes, Glomerales, Glomeraceae.